ACGGCUAAUAGGAGGGAACGUAUUUAUAGAUGGACUUUUCCAUGUGUGUCCUCCUUAAUCUCUGCCCUGCUGCUUUCCGACGUUGCUGAAAUCCCCCACCCACUAGCUCUGUGAGCAUCAGGUCAGCAGACAAGGCCAAUCAGGUGGAGAGCUAAUAUGUCCAGUGAGCGAUUCGACUGCCAUUACUGCAAGGACUGUUUGCUGGGGAAGAAGUACGUGUUUAAAGACGACAUUCAAUACUGCACGAAAUGCUACGAGAACUUGUUCUCCAACUGCUGUGAGGAAUGUUCAGCGCCAAUUGGGUGUGACUCUAAAGAUCUGUCGUACAAGGACCGCCACUGGCACGAACCGUGCUUUAGGUGUGCCAAAUGCGGCCGCUCACUGGUGGAGAAGCCCUUUGCAGUUAAGGAUGAACUCCUGCUCUGCACUGAGUGUUACUCUAACGAGUACUCAUCCAAGUGCUCUACCUGCAAGAAGCCCAUCCAACCAGGUUCUCGCAAAAUGGAGUACAAGGGCAACAGCUGGCAUGAGACCUGCUUCCUCUGCCACCGCUGCCAGCAGCCAAUCGGAACCAAGUCCUUCAUCCCAAAGGAAAACAGCUACUACUGCGUGCCCUGCUACGAGAAGCAGUUCGCUUACCAGUGCUGUGCCUGCAAGAAGGCCAUAACGACGGGGGGGGUGACGUACCACGACAAACCCUGGCACCGAGAGUGUUUCCUGUGCAUCGGUUGCAAGAAGCAACUAGCAGGCCAGCGCUUCACCUCCCGGGACAACUACCCAUACUGUCUGGACUGCUUCAGCAACCUCUACGCCAAGAAGUGUGUGGGCUGUACGAAGCCCAUCACCAGUCUGGCCGGGGCGAAGUACAUCUCCUUUGAGGAGCGGCAGUGGCACAGCGAGUGCUUCACGUGCGUGCAGUGCGCCGUCUCGCUGGUCAGCCGCGGCUUCCUAACCCACCGCGAUGACGUCCUCUGCACCGACUGCAGGAGGGAGACAUGAAACCACGCCAAUGGGGGACACUCCCAAAGCCGUCAGAUUGACCUCAGAACCUCCCCCUGCUCCCAAAAGCACAGAGCCAGGCUUCUCUGCACAUCUGCUUGUCUACAAACACGUGAAAGUGAAGUUGAUAAACAAUUAUUUAAUCGGAAUCCUUUUCUUUCCAUGUACAAAAGUACAAUGCAUUUGUUCUGGUGCAGCUGGUGGCAUGAAAUUAACAUUUAAACACACCACCAAGCCAAAUGCACACAAAGUAAUAAAUAUAAUAAAGAUAAAAAGAAAGAUAAUAAAAAUCUGCUAUUAAUAAAUAAAUAAACAUAGACAUAUAAAUCAGGGUCAAUUCAUUGAUUCUGAAGCAUGACUAUAUAUACAUUUUAAUCCUGGAUACACUGAUAUGUCUGGAAAUAUUUAAAAUAUAAAUUUAGCAGAUUUAUUGUAUCAAAUACAAUGCAAAUGAUGAAUUGUUAAUGUUCACUGAAAAAAGGCGGACUUACACGUGCAGAUAAGGAAUUCGCACAAUGCUGAACUUGUAAUAUUUUAUUUGACACAGCUUGCUAAUCAGAUGAUAUAACUGUGAUACCUGAUUGCCAUAAUUAUAAGAAACAUCUGUAUUUAUCCAUAUUUAUGUCUUGCUUUUGUUGAACUGAAUAAAAUAAAAGCUUUAAAAACUG
Molecule: messenger RNA, 1667 nt
Organism: Brienomyrus brachyistius
Lineage: Eukaryota; Metazoa; Chordata; Actinopteri; Osteoglossiformes; Mormyridae
Gene: fhl5
Product: four and a half LIM domains 5
Exons: 6
Coding region: 157-999 (280 amino acids)
Cellular component (GO): Z disc; nucleus
Molecular function (GO): transcription coregulator activity
Source: RefSeq, a predicted model, not a curated record